Acanthosepion pharaonis is the source of this 1620-nucleotide messenger RNA. The record is from the annotation of a GenBank genome assembly. Lineage: Eukaryota; Metazoa; Mollusca; Cephalopoda; Sepiida; Sepiidae.
AUGAAUUGCUUUUAUUACGAUAAUGACAAUCCAAGCUCACCAGGGAAUCUUCAGAUGAGACCGCCAAUAAUGAGGAUCGGCGUACAAGAAAUGAUUGAAUGUAAAAAAACAUGUGAGACGCUUGCUUAUUGUAUGAAUUUCUUUUUUAAUGAAACCAACCGGAUGUGCGAAAUGCGUUUUACAACCGACAAAAGUAAAGUCAUUGGAGAAUAUGUUACUUGGAGUCCACGUGUGUAUAAAUAUGUUGAAAGAUUUAAAGAAUGUCAGGCUCGAUGUGAUGCCCUACCUUUCUGCUUAAAAAUUGAUUAUGGUACGAAUACCUGGGAAAAUUGUCAGCUGAUUUUAAAGACUAGUGAAUUCCCAGUCUGGGGAGAGGAAAUUUUUCCAAAAGGCUUAAAGAUGACAACCGAAGCUCUUCGGGAAGGAGACACGAGGACAACCUUUAACGAAUACACAUAUGAAACGUGCAAAAAUGCUUGUAGGAAAAACUGUCGAACUUUUUUCUAUGAUCGGGAAAAUAAGGACUGCACAUUGACUUUCAAAUACACCGGCUCCAAAGCUUUCGCUACCAUUUAUAUUGAAUCAAUCCAUUUGGUCUUUGAUAAUGAGAUGGAGAGAGAUAAAAUCUCUCUCUUUCUCUCUCCAUCUCUCUCUCUCUCUCUCUUUCUCUCUCUCUUUCUCUCCCCAUCUCUCGCUUUCUCCCUCCAUUCUCUCUCUUUCUCUCUCCAUCUCUCUCUUUCUCCCUCCAUCUCUCUCUUUCUCUCUCCAUCUCUCUCUCCCCAUCUCUCUCUUUCUCCCUCUAUCUCUCUCUCUCUUUCUCUCCCCAUCUCUCUCUUUCUCCCUCCCUCCAUCUCUCUCUCUCUUUCACUCUCCAUCUCUCUCUCUCUUUCUCUCUCCAUCUCUUUCUCUUCUAUUUCUAGUCUUUUUCUACCCACUACCAAGCACAGUAUUUUGAUCCUUUUUACACCUGCUGCUUGGUAUAUUAUUGAAAAAUCGUCUUGCUGUGCUGUGACUUUUUUUGAAGGUCAUCUCCCAGAAGCAGGGGGAAUUGGACGAGGUGAAAAUGAAGCUCGCUUAUUGAAGGGUUCCUAUGAACUUUCAUCUUUUGGCUAUUUUCAGAGAUCAACGGUAAAAGAGUUUAUGGAAUUUACAAGUCGGAUAAUUGUAGAACGCUCAUCAACAUUCUCCAGGUCUUCUGUCAAAGAACAAGAUUAUUUGUGUCAUGUUUACCUUCGAGGUGAUUCCCUUGCAGGAGUAUUAAUAGCAGACCAUGAAUACCCACAAAGAGUUGCGCACACAUUACUCUCAAAGAUUCUUGAUGAAUUCAAAACUGUCGUUCCUGCAGACAAAUGGGCUACAAUCAAUGAAAGUAAUGUGCAUUUUCCAAAAUGUGAGCAAUACCUGAGAGAUUACCAGAACCCAAAAGAAUGUGAUGCUAUGACAAAAAUCCAGAACGACUUGGAUGAAACAAAAAUUAUUUUGCAUAACACAAUAGAAGCCGUUUUGGAACGAGGAGAAACGCUUGAUAAACUUGUAGAAAAAUCAGAAGGCCUCAGCAAUCAGUCAAAAGCUUUCUACAAAACUGCGCGGAAAACCAACCAAUGCUGCGUGAUUUUGUAA